Aspergillus calidoustus is the source of this 972-nucleotide messenger RNA. The record is from the annotation of a GenBank genome assembly. NCBI's taxonomy places the organism in Eukaryota, Fungi, Ascomycota, Eurotiomycetes, Eurotiales, Aspergillaceae.
AUGAGAAUGCCUUUCUUUCCCUUUAUUCCGUACCCGCCUGCUAAAGAUGGCUAUUGGGAACCUGUUACCUCCACGUUAAAUUGGUGCGAAGAGGAUUACUAUGCGACAAAAUAUUCAGCGGAAAUCGUCAAUACCCUGACGAAUCUCUUAUUUAUGCUGCUAGGUGUGAAAGGAAUCUUGAGCUGUCGGCGCAAUGGACACGAUGCGAUUUUCGAGGUCGCAUACUAUGGAUAUCUUCUGGUUGGAACAGGCAGCUUCCUGUUUCACUCGACCUUGAAGUAUCCAAUGCAGCUGAUUGACGAACUAUCGAUGAUCUAUACGACUUGCCUGAUGUGCUACGCAUCUUUCUCCUACUCCAAGUCUACGGGUUACCGUAUCUUCCUCGCCAUGUUCCUCUCGUUUCUCGCCAUAUUUAUUACACUUUACUACCAUUACCUUCAGAACCCAGUGUUCCACCAAAAUGCGUACGCCCUAUUAACGGCCAUCGUGCUCCUGCGGAGUAUGUACACCAUGGAGGUCAAACUCCGCCCGUCCUGGAGGCACUCAACCGAGGAGGACCGACUCGCCCGGGAGAAGCAGGGUCUCCCUGUCCUUUCCAAAGAAGAGCAGCACUAUGAGAACGUCCGCGACCUGAAAACGCUGAAGACGAUGUGGUUCAUGGUCGGGCUAGGGUUGGGUGUUUUUUUAGGAGGAUUCGGGAUAUGGAACCUCGACAACCACUACUGCAGCACGAUACGUGUUUGGCGCCGGGAGCUGGGACUCCCGUGGGGUAUUCUGCUUGAAGGCCAUGGCUGGUGGCACUUAAUGACCGGUACCGGUGCAUACUUGUAUAUUGUCUGGGGCAUUUGGCUCCGUCACUGUCUGAACCAGCGGCAAGAAGAGUUCCAUUUGUGGUGGCCGCAUAUAUGGAAUAUCCCCGAGAUUGUGCGAACACCGAUCACAGCGGAUGGCUCGGCGAAGAAGUCGGAAUAA